CCACUCCCCAGAGGUUUGCACCUCUCCCUAACCAAAAUCUCCUCUCCACAACUCUCUCUCUCUCUCUCUCUCUCUCUCUCUCUAGAACUUUCAUGGAGUCCAACAACAGCAAAAACACAGAGACCAUCAAAUUCCUUUGCAGUUAUGGCGGGAAGAUCCUCCCUCGCUACACCGACGGCAAGCUCCGCUACGCCGGCGGCCUCACACGUGUCCUCGCCGUCGAUCGCUCCAUUUCAUUCACAGAGUUGAUGGUGAAGCUCGGAGAGUUCUGUGGCUCAUCGGUGAAUCUGAGGUGUCAAUUGCCGACCGGCGACUUGGAAACCCUAAUUUCGAUCACGUCCGACGAAGACUUGGCGAAUGUUAUCGAAGAGUACGAUCGCGCUUCGUCGUCGUCGAUGAACAACCGUCCUUUGAAGAUCAGAGCGGUGCUUUCGCCGCCGAAAUCUCUCAAACAAAUCUCUCCUCCUCAAACUCCCCCCGAAUCGUUGCGAAACUCUCCUUCCUACCGAUUCGCUCCCCGGACUCACUCGCCGCCGGCCGGUUACUCCGUCGGCGCUCGGAAUUGUUACCGGAAAAGCUAUCCGUAUAGCUGCCAAGUACAGGAGUAUCCUAGGGUGUCGUAUUCGUAUUGUGGCCCCCACUGCAAUUACUGGCACUGAGAACCAAAAAGAACCAAAAACAAAAAUCGUAGAUUGAAGACAUCCUUAUAUAUAUACCAGUAGAUGAAGAAAAAUGAAAGAAAAAAUUGAUGAUUACGAAAAAUUAGUAAAAUACAGUAAUUAAAAAAAAAAAAAAUUGAAGAGAGAGUGAGAAAUAGCUGAGUUAAAUUUUUGUGAUUUGGGUGUGAAUUUUUUUGAAGGACUUUGUGUUUUUCAAUGGAGGUUCUAUUAUUCAUGAAAUUCAUUUUUUUUGGUGCUAUUCAUUUCAAUGGGAAUGUGUUUGGAUUGUUGGCGAUGAAUUUUCACAUCUCACAGUUGGGGUUCCGUUACUCGCCGUCAAUUCCGUCUGUUUGUGCCACGUGUGUCGUUUUUACAGAGCUAGACUCACUGACUUUUUUGGGUUUAUUUAUUUAUUUUUUUUAAUUUUUUUUAUGCAGUUGUUUGAAUUGAUUUGAUUUGAAUUUUUGAAUUUAACGGGUUGCGUUUAUUUGUGUGAUUUUGCAGGUCAAGAAAAAUGAGGCAUUAGAUACCAUAUAUGUGGUUGCGGACGUUUGAAGAUUCUGAAGAGUAAUAUAAAAGGGGAAUUGCGUUUGAACUUUCUCUCCAGGAGUAGGCAAGCUUGGUUCUAAAAAUAACAGCUGGGAAGUGCCUUUUAUUUGUGGGAACUAUAUAAAAUUAAAAUAUCAGAAUCUUGAACAUUUCAAGGAAUUGCAACUUAAACGUGCUUAAGAAUAGGACAAGG
Messenger RNA from Quercus lobata, 1401 nucleotides. RefSeq lists its product as uncharacterized. The record is from RefSeq and is a predicted model, not a curated record. The transcript is spliced from 2 exons. Bases 93 to 659 code for a protein of 188 amino acids. Gene Ontology annotation, molecular function: protein binding. NCBI's taxonomy places the organism in Eukaryota, Viridiplantae, Streptophyta, Magnoliopsida, Fagales, Fagaceae.